This is a messenger RNA of Leishmania braziliensis MHOM/BR/75/M2904, 2982 nucleotides long. RefSeq lists its product as hypothetical. Lineage: Eukaryota; Euglenozoa; Kinetoplastea; Trypanosomatida; Trypanosomatidae. The record is from RefSeq and is a predicted model, not a curated record. Gene Ontology annotation, cellular component: nucleolus; small-subunit processome. The coding region runs from base 1 to 2982 and encodes 993 amino acids. Gene Ontology annotation, biological process: rRNA processing. The transcript has a single exon.
AUGGUGCGCCGUAGCGAGGCGGCGAAGGGAGACAAGAAGGGCCGCCGCAAGGGCAACAGGCUCGCGCGUGGCUGCAUUGAUGAUGGGGAGAGGCAGCAGUCUGGAAAGCUAAUGUUGAACAACCCACUCAUCCCCCCCGAGCUAGACGAGGACAUUGACGACGAUCUUGCCUUCAACAGCGAGGACGAACGCUUGUAUGGCGACUUCUUUUCCGAACAAGCGUCCACAAAGCUGAAGUUAUCCAAGAAGAAGUCGUCGGCACGCCCGUCGCGCGAUUCCGCCCUACAUAAUGAUGACGAUGACGCGUUCCUAGAGGACGGCCUCGCCGUGGUGGGCAAGUCUGAGAGAAGUAGGGCGACAAAGAGGAAAAACAGCCGCGACGCGGCGGCGGAGGCUGAUUAUGGUCUCGACAAUUACCACGAAGAUGGUCUACAGAGCGAUGACGAUGAAGACUACAUUGACCUUAGCGACAUGCUCGACAUGAGCAUGAAGGCAGAGAAAAAGAAAAAGCAGGCAAGCGCGAAAAAGGCAACACGAGUGACGGAGACUGGCAGCAAGGUGGCCAAGAAGCAUCGAGCGAGGCAACUGACAGACGAGCCAGAGUCCGUGUUCGGUCUGGCGGCUGCCUCGGCCAGCGGCGGGGCGGCUUCCUACACGGGCGCGAUGCAGUGCAUAAUGCGACAGAGAGAGCCGUCCACGGACGGCGCCGUAGAGGUAGUGAAAGAGCGCAUCAAGAGGUCGCACCAGAGCAAGCACAGCCUCAUUACCGUGGACGCCGACGACCUGGCGAAGGACCGUCUCACCCGAAAAGAGGUGCGCGCUAUUGUAGAUGAGGGGAUGGAGCGCUACAAGCCGGUUCUAAAGGAGCUUGACUCCGCCAAGCACAUCCAGUUUCCCAUGCGCCUCCCACACAGCACCCCCGUCGCUUCGUCUGUCGGCGGCAUCGUGGCUGCCGCUGACGCGCAGUUCCGCUCCGACCGGACCGUCACGCCGGCCCACUCCAAUUCCUCCGCGUAUCGCCUCGGCAGCAAGAUGGAUGCGCUGCUGUCCAAGGCGGGUCUCUCACGUCGCCAAGUCAGCGAUGGGGCCGACUCGUCUAACUGCAUCGGUAGCUACGUGCCGUUUAAUGACGGCGAUGUUGAUGUGGCGCAGCGCCACGGUGUGGAGAACGGCGAGGCACCAACCACUGGGUACGUGGCAAAGCUGAAGGCAAUGCUGGCAUACGAGAACAGCCGCCGCAAGCGUCUUAACAGGAUCAAGAGUAAGACCUACCGACGUAUUCUACGCAAGGAGAAGGAGCGCGAGAAGGAACGCCGGCAAAAGGCGUUUGAGUUGCUGCACCCAGAGCUGGCUCGCCAGCGACUGGCGGAGCGUCUGUUCAAGGCCCGUGUAGAGGAGCGUGUCACGCAGAAACACAAAAAUACGAGUGCGUGGGUGAAACACGCAAAGCGGUUUGCUCAGUUUGACGGAGAGACAAAGGACGCCAUCGACGAUCAGCACGCGACGCAUCAGCGGCUCAUGCAGAAGAUGGAACAGGACGCCGGGGAGGAAAACUACGAGCGGUACGUGGCCGUCGACAACGAGAGUGGGGCCUCGAGCGACGAUGAGCGCGCCGUGGACGCGCUCAUCGAGAAAGUCGGUGCGUCUGGCGGGGCUUCGCUGAGCCGGCAAGACGUUGAGAGCAUCUUGUGGAGCGCUGUCGACGCAGUCGAGGACGGCGAGGACGCUGCGGCGGAGUGGAAGGUAGAUCCCAUAUCCAAGGCCCGCGCGGAGCUGCGUGAAAUGAAGUUCAUGAAGGACGCGCGAGAGCGGGAGGCGAAGGACUAUGAGAAUGAGCUCGAGGCUCUGCGGCGCGCUAUUGAGGUGCACCAGCGGGAGGAGCUUACUGGCGGUGAGGCGAAGGCAGAAGAAGCGGGGGACAGUGGUGUCGCGAGGAGGCCUUCGAGCAGCUCGGCACUACCGUCUGCCGUGGGCGGCCGCAUUGUGUUCAAAAAAGGCAAGAAGUCUGGUGCUGUGGAAGAGGUGCGGCUGCGGAGGCAGGAUGGCAUCUGCAUCGAGGCCAACGGCGAUGACGCUGAGCCCUCCUCCCACAACUCCGAAGACGCGGAUCUUGACGCUAUCGUUGCUGUUUCGUCCGCUGAAGGGGGCGGAAAAAUCUCGUCGGUGGUCGCGAGCGACCCUAUCGGAGACCUUAAGGCACACACCCCACGGACGGAGAAGACAAAUAAAUCCGCACCGUCAGCUCAGCGGACAUCAGAGUUCGCUGGCGCCCGAAAGGACGCUCAGCUGGAGCGUGGCUUGCUAAAGAAGAAAGCAACGUCCACUCGCGUCACCAUCCUACCCAGGAGGCGUGCGCGCCCUGAUGACACCACAGCAACAGAGAAGGUGACGGUGGCGGCUGGGACGCUGGAGGACUCGACGAGCGUCCCUGAGGAGGAGCUGCGGCUGAACCAGGAGUAUCUUAUUUCCCGCGCCUUUGCCCACGACGAUGUGGAUGAGGACUUUGUCAAGGAAAAGGAGUCGCAAGUCGAGACAAUCAUGCGGCCGGAGGACACGAAUCAGAGUCUCCCUGGGUGGGGCGAGUGGGGCGGCGAGGACCCGGAGCUGAAUAAGCGUCACCAAGAGGCUGUGCUACAUCAAAUGACGCAGAGGCAGAUCGAGAAAUCGUUUCUGCUCAAGAGCCGCGCCGACGCCGCGCUGGAGCACGUCAUUAUCAACCAUGACGGCGUCGAGCUGGUGCCAAAUCGCAUGACUCUUCACAUGGUGCCGCGCCCCUUCUCCAAUCCGCAAGAGUUCGUCCGCUCCAUGCGUCAGCCGAUGGGUCCCGAGUGGACGUCGGCGCUUUCAUUCAAAGAGGGCGUGCAGCCACGCGUGGAGGUGCGUCAGGGACAGUCGCUUCUCCCUCUCGACCUUUCUCUCCGAAAACCACUUACGAAGACAAAGCGCAGAAAGACCGAGGCGGGCUCCACCCGCAUCGCCUAG